AUGGCCUCACACCACCCGCACGACGGUCAGGAUGGCGAACGCGCGCCGAAGCGUGCGAAACCGUCGCCUGAUAAUCAUCCCAUCGCACGGCAUGUGGACUUCGGAGGCUCGCGUCCAGAUCUGCAAGCGCUCGUCGCAGAGCCUCUUGACUAUCCUCGACGUCGGGCGACCAUUGCCUGCGAGAUUUGCCGAAGCAGAAAGUCGAAAUGUAAUGGAACUAGGCCAAAGUGCAAGUUAUGCACAGAGCUCAAUGCGGAAUGCAUCUAUCGCGAGCCAGGCAUCAAGCUCGAUGCUGGUGACAAGCUCAUAUUAGAGCGGCUCGCACAUAUUGAAGGUCUGUUACAUUCGAACAUACUGAGUUCUGUAGGCUCUCCCCGCGCCGCCAUUGGGCCCAUGUCGCCAGCAUCGAGCAAUAACACUGCCUCGGAAGAACUGCUGUCAAAGCGAAUGGGCACGACUGUGGCAGAAUCCAGUCGUGCUCCGUCCAGCAGCUUUGGAUAUGCUACCAACAUUUCGACUAUGCCCAGGGCUCAUACCACCCCGGCUCUGCAUCUGCUACAGUGGCCAGUCAUCCGCGAUCUGGUCUCGAGGCAGUGUGAUCAGCAAGCCCUGAUGCAGCUGGAGCUGGUGCGACCUGGGCUUGAUCUGCAUCCCCCUGCAUCCCUUGACCUGAACCUGGCGCACGAGGCUGGCAAGCCUGCAGCAUAUAUACGGUCUUUCUUCAACAAAGUCAACGUUUGGUACGCAGUGGUCAAUCCAUACACCUUCACGACUCUAUGUCGACAGGCAUCUGCUGUUGGUUUCCAAUAUGGAGUGGAAACCUGUAUCGUGCUUCUUGUCCUUGCACUGGGCCAAGCUGCAGAGUCUGGUCAAAGUAUCGCUCUCCUCCCUCCAAGUCAGCCACCACCAGGCACAGCAUACUUCAACGCAGCGUGGCUUCUUAUGCCAAUGCUCAUGAUGCGUAACGACGUUCAAAGUGCUCAAUGUCACGUCCUGGCUGCUGCGUACCUGAUGUACCUGGUCCGGCCGCUAGAGGCAUGGAAUCUCCUCUGCAGUGCUUCGACUAAGCUGCAGCUAUUGCUUCAGACCCCGGCGGCCAUACCAGAGCAAGUCAGAGAAUUGAGCGAGCGAAUCUACUGGAACAUUGUGAUGAUCGAAUCCGAUCUGCUAGCGGAGCUGGACCUGCCGCACAGUGGCAUUGUGCAGCUGGAAGAAAGCAUACGACUGCCUCGUAGCUUCCCUUAUGAUGCAGCUAUGAUCGGCUCAGACGACUUGCCUGGCAGCGAUGAUAUCUGGUACUUUCUUGCUGAGAUUGCUAUGCGGCGUCUAUUGAACCGUGUGUCACACAUGAUUUACAGCCAGAAGCAAAAAUCGAUCGCCUCUCUCGAGCCCAUUGUUGCCGAGCUCGAGUUCCAACUCAAUCAGUGGUACGAAGGACUUCCACCUCCUAUCCGCUUCCCUCGCAAUGGCGAUCCACCUGAAGGCCAUGUACAGGCGGUACUAAAGCUCAGGUACUUUGCCUGCCGCACUAUCAUAUUUCGACCGUAUAUUGAAGCUGUGCUUGGAGAGGAGAGCCUCAUCAAGGAGCCUGGCGUGAGAAUAGCGUGCGAGAAGUGCUUGAAGGCUUGCAUGCGCCAGCUCGAGCGCAUCGCUUCGAACCAUGCUGGCUACCUGCCUUACCUCUUCCAAGCCAUUCUUUCAAUGACCAGUCAGACACUUCUACUCAUGGGUGCGACACUUUCGAGGGUGUUGAGUCCCAUGUUACCGCCCAUAGUUCAGACAGAUGAGGUGAUUAGGCAGGUGCUGGCUGAAACGAAAACUGUGGCCCAUCUUGCACCAAGCCUCGGUCUCUGUGCAGACAUCGUGCGAGAAGCUGAAGAGAGGAGGAGGCAGAUCCUGCUUCAGGUACCGCCGCCGGGACGAUGCAUUUGAUUCUCAUCAAUUAUCAUGUGAAUAAGAUCCAGAAUGGGUAUAAGGACGACGUGGCUUCUAUUGCACUGCGGGACUAAAAGUGGCAGACCUCAGCAACAUGAAUUGGGGGCGAACGUUGAUCGAGCAAUGAGGAGAUGAUGAACAAAGCCAUCGGCUUGGAGAGAAUAAGGCGUUUUGAAAUCAUGCCUUCAACGCCUCGAACGCGACUGCGGACGGGAUCGGGAGAACUGACCACUGGCUCUGAAUGACGUAACCGUCACCAAAAUGGCCUCAAGCUUGAAAUCGAGGAUUUUGCGCUGCCAACGAGUGACUACAAGUGCAUGUAUGUUCAACGCAAAUUUUGGUCAAUCUAAGGAACAGCAAACUCGGGUCGGAGUCUCAAGCCAAAGCGAUACGACAUGACGAUCGAUGACUUCCCAGAAUGAUGAACGACUGAGCAUGGAGCUUGAGCUCCUUCAGUCUAUCUUUCCAGAACAAGUUGUCUUCAUCGACAAAGGGCGAGAACUCAAUUACACUUCCGAAGCAGGGAAUUUGACGCUACGCCUGCCCGAUGGCUAUCUACAAGAUUCUCUUCCAGACGUUGUCUCCGCCAGUGCAGGAAAGCAAGACCUGAGAGAUGAAGUCAAGCGUCGUGUUCAGCAACGUGACGUGGGCGAAGAAGUUCUAGAUGCCAUUAUCAACGACUUCAUAGAUCUGAGCAAAGACAGUGCUUCAGUUGCUGCCACGCCUCAGCAAUACCACAAUACCGCCGCGAGCGAUGGCACAGCGACUAUCAUUGUCUGGCUUCACCAUCUCCUCAACACCAACAAGAGAAAAUUAGCUCUACAUCCAGCAGCAUCUGUCUCUGGUAUUACCAAACCUGGAUAUCCAGGCGUUCUGGUCUAUUCUGGUCCCGCAAAAGACGUCCAUGAGCAUAUCAACGAGCUCAAAUCGCAGAACUGGCAGGCCUUCCAGUCUCGGCUGGAGACAGAAGACGAGUGGGUUUUCAAACAUGGCAAGGGCGUAGUGGAAGUCGAGGCUAUGAAGGACAUUGUAGCUGAAAUUGGCGAUGAAAGAAAAGAUGAGUUCAUGGAAGCUAUGAGGAUGAAGUAAAACUUUCCUCUCUCUCUCUCUCUUCGACAAAGACUGCUCAAGAUCACACAGUCUGUAAGACACAGUCUUAUUAUUCUUCGCCAUGGAUAGUUGUGCAGAAGCUGGGAGGAACC
This is a messenger RNA of Sphaerulina musiva SO2202, 3137 nucleotides long. RefSeq lists its product as uncharacterized. The coding region runs from base 1 to 1932 and encodes 643 amino acids. The record is from RefSeq and is a predicted model, not a curated record. Lineage: Eukaryota; Fungi; Ascomycota; Dothideomycetes; Mycosphaerellales; Mycosphaerellaceae. The transcript is spliced from 2 exons. Gene Ontology annotation, biological process: regulation of DNA-templated transcription. Gene Ontology annotation, molecular function: zinc ion binding; DNA-binding transcription factor activity, RNA polymerase II-specific.